Molecule: messenger RNA, 3982 nt
Organism: Dromaius novaehollandiae (emu)
Lineage: Eukaryota; Metazoa; Chordata; Aves; Casuariiformes; Dromaiidae
Gene: MED15
Product: mediator complex subunit 15
Exons: 18
Coding region: 114-2513 (799 amino acids)
Biological process (GO): regulation of DNA-templated transcription
Molecular function (GO): transcription coregulator activity
Source: RefSeq, a predicted model, not a curated record
CUCAGCGCGCCGGAAGUGCGCGUGCGUCACUUCCGCGACAUCGUGUGGCGGAGCGACGGCGGCGGCGGCAGAGGGAAGUGGGGCUGUGGCGGUGGUCAGGGUUCGCGACGGGAAUGGACGUGACCGGGCCCGAGAGCGACUGGCGCAGCAACAACUUCCGGCAGAAGCUCGUCAGCCAGAUUGAUGAAGCUAUGAGGAAGGCUGGUGUUGCCCACAAUAAAUCCAGCAAAGAUAUGGAGAGUCAUGUUUUUAUGAAGGCCAAAACAAGGGAGGAAUAUCUUUCUCUUGUGGCCAGACUUAUUAUCCAUUUUCGAGACAUUCACAAUAAGAAAUCCCAGGCUUCAGUCAGUGAUCCUAUGAAUGCCCUGCAGAAUCUCACUGGGGGUCCCCCAGCAGGGGCACCUGGAAUGGGCAUGGCUUCGCGAGCUCAGGGAGCACCGAUGAGUGGUAUGGGUGGUCUUGGCCCAAUGGGACAACAGCUGGGUCUCCCCGGGCAGCAGCAGCCUUCUGGAACCUCUGGGAUGGCCCCUCAUGGGAUGCCUGGUGUCUCUACAGCUACUCAGCAGACCCAACUUCAGCUUCAGCAGAUAGCUCAGCAGCAACAGCAGCAGCAGCAGCAGUUCCAGCAGCAGCAGGUGGCUUUGCAGCAGCAGCAGUUCCAGGCCCAGCAAUCAGCCAUGCAACAACAAUUUCAGGUCCAGCAGCAGCAGGCAGCAGCAGCUGCAGCAGCCCAGCAACAGCAGCAGCAACAGCAGCAGUUGCAAGCUGUCCAGCAGCAGCAACAGCACAUGCUGAAACUGCAGAUGCAGCAGCAGCAAAACCAGCAGCAGAUGCAGCAGCAGCAACAGCAGCAACAGCAACUCCAGCGAAUUGCCCAAAUGCAGCAGCUGCAGGCAGCGCAGGCUAUGCAGGCACAACAGCAGCAGCAGCAACAGCAGCAGCAGCAGCAGCAACAGCAACAAAUACCACAGCAACAGAUACAGCAGCAACCACCUCAACAAGUAAUGCAACAGCAGAUGCAACAGAUGCAGCAGCAACAGCAGCAGCAACAACAGCAGGUUGCUCAGGCACAACAGUCUCAGCUUCCACCACAAUCCCAGCCUCAGCCCCAGCCCAUGGUGUCUCAGGCACAGGCAAUCUCAGGACAAAUUCCUAGUCAGGUUAUGCCUGUCACUCUCACGCCACAACAAUUAAAAGCAAUGCAGGUAAGAGCUCAGCUGGUUCAGCAGCAGCAGGCAGCAGCAGUGCAAGCAGCUCAGGCCCAAGCUGCUCAGAUGGGAGCUGCAGGACAGAUGAUCACCGCACCUAUGGCCCGAGGUGGGAUGCAAAUAAGACCACGGUUCCCGCCUACCACCGCUGUGUCUGCCACGCCGCCAAGCUCCAUUCCUUUGGGCGGACAGCAAAUGUCACAGGUCAGCCAGAACAACAUUACCAUGAUGUCAUCCCCAUCUCCCGUCCAGCAAGCUCAAACACCCCAAUCAAUGCCGCCUCCACCACAGCCGCAGCCAUCUCCUCAACCAGGCCAGCCAACCUCUCAGCCAAAUUCAAAUGUCAGCUCUGGCCCAGCUCCAUCACCUAGCAGCUUUCUCCCCAGUCCAUCUCCACAACCAUCCCAGAGCCCAGCAGCUGCACGAACGCCUCAGAACUUUAGUGUCCCAUCCCCAGGUCCUUUAAACACCCCAGGAAAUCCAAAUUCUGUCAUGAGUCCAGCCAGCUCUAGCCAGUCAGAGGAGCAACAGUAUCUGGAGAAACUCAAACAGCUAUCAAAAUACAUUGAGCCACUCCGGAGGAUGAUCAAUAAGAUAGACAAAAAUGAAGAUAGGAAGAAGGACCUGAGUAAAAUGAAGAGUCUUCUAGAUAUCCUGACUGAUCCUUCAAAACGAUGCCCUCUGAAGACAUUACAGAAAUGUGAAAUUGCUCUGGAGAAGCUCAAGAAUGAUAUGGCUGUGCCUACUCCACCACCUCCCCCAGUGCCCCCCACCAAACAGCAAUACUUGUGUCAGCCACUUUUGGAUGCUGUCUUGGCCAACAUCCGUUCACCGGUCUUCAACCAUUCCCUUUACCGCACCUUUAUGCCAGCUAUGACUGCAAUCCAUGGCCCGCCGAUCACGGCCCCAGUUGCUUCGCCUCGAAAGCGGAAGUAUGAAGAGGAUGAAAGACAGACCAUACCAAAUGUCUUACAAGGGGAAGUUGCAAGAUUAAAUCCUAAAUUCCUGGUGAACCUGGACCCCUCCCAUUGCAGUAAUAAUGGCACAGUUCAUCUCAUAUGCAAGCUAGAUGACAAGAAUCUUCCGAAUGUCCCACCGCUACAGCUCAGCGUUCCAGCGGACUACCCCGAUCAAAGCCCUCUGUGGAUAAAAAACCCAAGACAAUAUGCAGCCAAUCCCUUUUUGCAGUCAGUGUAUCGGUACAUGACUUCAAAACUAUUGCAACUUCCAGACAAGCAUUCAGUCACUGCACUCUUAAACACCUGGGCACAGAGUAUUCGUCAAGCCUGCCUGUCUGCUGCGUAACAUCUCGCUUCCUAAAUCAUGAAGAAAGAAAUAGGGUCUCGACAGCUGGCCUCUUCCACAUGUCACUGGAAAAUCACAGGCAUUUUGGGGAGGGUACUUCAGAAGAAAGAAGCCUUAUAUUGUUUUGUUUCUAGGUGUCAGGUUCAGUGGAGAACCUGGUGUUAGAUUUAGCUUUCAUGCUUUUUAUCUUCUGCCUCUGUGGAAUUUUGCCAGCAUUUUCAAAUAUACAAAUAUGUAUAUAUGGUUCUUGAGACUGUAUUAGGAGGAGCUUUUAUUGUCUUCUUAGAGAAGAAAUUAUUUGUGGACUUCCGUCAGGGAGUCUGACUGGUAUAAGAGGGAGCAGGGGGAGAAUGUCCUAAUUUACUUCGAAGUUUGCCCAGUGCCAGUAUUCCUUUCACAUUGUAUAUUUUGUGACCUGUUAUUGCCCCCGGGAAUAAAUUAGCUGCAGCUAGAAUGUGCUCACAGCCUUCCAGUGGUUGCAGGAAUCUUUUGCCUAUUAGCUUUGCCUAGAAACGGGAUAAAUGAGGGCCUUUAAUGGCAUCCCUCAAAUAUGUGAAAUUAAUCUGAAUAAUUCCGUUUUGGGGAGGGGGGGAACCAAAUACAGGAAAAAAUAUUUUAUAGCUUAUUUUAAACACUACUUUAUAUAAUGGUUUUUGGUUAGCAUGGACCAUGUGCUUCUUACUCCAGAAGAGUGAGGCGACUAGGAAGAGGCGAUAUUAACAUGCAUACUGACUUCCCCUAUAAGCACAGCAUGUGUGUGGGUACUGGAGGGAUUCCCCCCUCCCCCCCAACUGUUUAAAGCCCCAGGACCAUGAAUCAAUCCAGCAGGCUUGUAGCUACAUACCUUCGUAUGUAUGUUUACUAGGGGAAAGGCGGUCUCUGAAGCAUUUGACUUCCUAGGGGAGUUGAUGCAGGUCAGUGAAAGUGCUUCCAUACUACAUCUGUUUGUUUAAAAAAAAACCAAAAAAACAAAAAAAACUGAACUUAGCUCAGGAGUAGAACUGACAACUGAUAUUUUGUGCCUUGAGCAAUGAGGGGCACUGAAGUUGGUCAUCAGCUGCCUUAUUGUUGGGCACUUCCAAUGAAAACACUUGCCAUGAGUAACUAAUUUCAUGCAUAGUGUGAUUAUUUUAUUUUCCCCAUGCUUGUAGGUUGUUGACUCUUAAUUUUCUGCUGCAGGUGAAUUUCAGUUUCAGGUGUUCUCAUUGUAUCCUGCUCCAUCUCCCUGUAUUGUGCAGCAAAACCUAAAGAGUAGCUGGACUCUCUUACAGUAGUGUCAAGAAAUUGCUAUGACCUUUGUAAAUCUGUGUGGUGUCAUCAGUUUUAGGAUGUUUUUAAAUGUGGGUACUUAGUAAGCACUGACUGAGGCAGCGGAAUGCUAUCAGUAUUUUGUACAUGAACUAAUGCAUUACCUGUUUGUUUUUAUCGUAAUAAAUUUAUUAUUAUUCCUGUGUUGGAUGCUAACAUUA